This is a messenger RNA of Panicum virgatum (switchgrass), 1134 nucleotides long. RefSeq lists its product as uncharacterized. The coding region runs from base 281 to 874 and encodes 197 amino acids. The transcript is spliced from 7 exons. The record is from RefSeq and is a predicted model, not a curated record. NCBI's taxonomy places the organism in Eukaryota, Viridiplantae, Streptophyta, Magnoliopsida, Poales, Poaceae.
CGGAAACAGGAGGGGCUUUCGCGCACGUCAACUGACCCUCUCCUCUGCCUCGUCACCAAACCGCCGCAGAUAUCCACCCCACCCACACGCCUUCCUCGACGAAAAAUCCCCCACCUCCACCUCAUCACUGCCAUACGCAUCCGGCCGGCCCCAUCAAUCCCCCCGCGACGCGCGUGCCGCUCCGGCCACCGAACCCUAGGCCGCCCGCCCGCCCGCCCGCUCGCGGUAUCACUCGCCGCAGCCGCGCGGCCCCCCUGUCGCGCCGCCGCUCGGAUCCGAGAUGGAAUCACUACCCCUAACAGCUGAAGCUAUUGCCUUUACCGAGAAAAAGAUGGACAUGACUUUGGAGGAUAUAAUUAAGAUGUCAAAGAAAAAGAAUCCUGGAGGCAAGAAACCCCCUAGGCAGCCGAUCAAAAAACGCCCAUUCCAGAAUGGCAACUCUAUUCAAGGGAAUACCAAGGUUCAACGGUUUAUGGAAUCUAGAUCGACCAUCAGACAAGGUGUUCUUGCACAAAGGAGGUCAAAUCUUGGUGGAAAUCAGUUCCCUGUUACAAAACAGGCUGCGAAGAAGGCUGCUGCUAUGCCAAUGCGCAAUAAGGCUGGCAGAUGGAACAAGCCAAGUACGAGUACCUUAGUGCAGAGGAGGCCUGUCAGUGAUGCUUUUCAGAAUGGGAAGGCCAAAGAGACGCAGAACCAGGCAGCACCAAGGACGAUGGAUGCACUCUUUGCACAGAUGAAGGCUCAACGCAUGAGGACCGUGCCACAGCAGCAGGCAAAUCCUGCCACUGGGCAUCAGUUCAGCCAGCAGCGACGUGUUCAGCAGCAACAGAGGCGAGGCAGAGGAUAUGGUGGCCGUAAUGUUGGCAACCAAUGAAUUGAACUAGGCUUUAUCAGCGGCGCUAAAGCAAGGUUUUCACUGGUUUCUUGGAAGAAAGGACGAAACCCCCCUGGAAAUCUUACUUGAUUGCGUUUGUUUCGCAUAUUUUAGUUAUAUCGGAAGCUCGUGGACAGAAAUUAAGUGAAGCUUGUAUGCGGUUUUCUAGUUGCUGCUCCAUGUAUAAUGACCAACAUAAUGUAUGGAAAUUAUUUUGGUGCUAGACUAUGUCAAAUUUUGUUAGUUCAACUGAUUAGGUA